AUGGCCUCUUAUCAUAGCCUCUUCAGAUCUCUCCUCCCUUCUAUCCUCCAUUCCAAACCUAACUAUUCUCUCCUCUCUUCCAAAUCAUUCUUCUCCACGCUCCCACAAAACCCAGCAUUAAACCCCACACGCCAACGCCUCACCACCCAAACCUAUACCAAAUUUCUUCACCUCUUGCGCCGCUGUGACUCGAGAGAAUUCCUCAGUAAACUCCACGCACUUGUUGUCGUCACCGGGCUUUUAGAAGACGACAUUUUUAUUGGUGAAGUCAUCGAUAAAUAUCUCGUCUUCAAUAAUCCCAAAUUCGCGAUCUCUGUCUUCAAUUCCACAAGUGGACCAACCUUAUCCUUGCAGAAUCACACGAUUAGAUGCCUUUCAAAUCAUGGGUUCCACGCCGAACUGUUGCAUUUAUAUGCUUGGUUGCAGAAUUCAUGCUACCGUAGCUCCGAUAAUUAUACAUUUCCUUUUGUGAUCAAGGCCUGUACCGCUGUUUCUAGUCCUCGAGCAGGGAAGGAGGUUCAUUGUGUGGUUCUGAGAACUGGAUACGGCGGGAAUUUAGUGGUAAAGACUGCUCUUCUUGACAUGUAUGCUAAGACGGGGCACAUCCAAUUGUCAAAAAAGGUUUUUGAUGAUAUGUCUGAGAGAGACGUGGUUUGUUGGAACGCUUUGAUUUCAGGGUAUUGUUCAAAUGGGUCUGGCCGAGAUGCUUUUGAGGCUCUCUGGCUGAUGCAGGCGAACGGUUUCAUGCCUAAUUCAAGCACCAUUGUCAGCAUCAUCCCCGUGUGCACAAGUUUAGGAGCAUUGAUGUUGGGAAAGUUGCUACAUGGUUUUGCAUUGAAAUGUGGGGCUUUUAACGAUGAGGCUCUUGUGCCUACUCUAAUUUCAAUGUAUGCUGGAUUUGAUGAUCUAUGUGCUGCUAGAAUGCUGUUUGAAACGUCAUCCAUGAAAGAUUUAGUUGUUUGGAAUGCUAUGGUUUCAGCAUAUGGACAGAAUGGGAAAUGGGAUGAAGCCUUUCAAGUUUUUCAGCUCAUGCACCAUAGAGAUGCAAGGCCUAAUCUAGUCACGCUGGUGUCCGUUCUUCCCGCUUGCAGUAAUCUCUUUAGCAUUCAUCAUGGAGAGUCUAUUCAUGCUAUUGGAAUCAAACUUGGGCUGGUAGAUCAGAUCUCUGUUGUGGCUGCUCUUGUCUCAAUGUACUCUAAGCUUGGGGAUUUAGAUUCAGCUAAAUAUCUUUUUAAUGCAGCGCCUGAGAAAAGCCUUCUCCUGUGGAAUUCUAUGAUCUCUGGCUGUCUUCAGAAUGGGGGGUGGAGCAUGGGUCUUGAUACUUUUCGUGAUAUGCAACUUGGAGGUAUUGCACCAGAUGCAAUUUCUGUGGUUAGUGUCAUUUCUGGAUGCACUUUAGCUAGAGAAUUGCGCUCUGGUAGGUCUGCCCAUGCUUACAGUAUUAGAAAUGGAUUUGGCUUGAACACAAAUGUGACAAAUGCACUCUUGGCUCUGUACUCUGAUUGUGGUCAGUUCUCUGCUACUCUCAAGUUGUUUGAUAAGAUGCAAGUGCCAAAUGUGGUUUCUUGGAAUACUUUAAUAUCCGGGUGGGCUAAGCUCAGAAACAUAGAAGCGUCAAUAUCCUCCUUUUGCAAGAUGCGCCAAGAGGGUGUACAAUUUGACAUGGUUACGUUAAUCAGCCUUCUUACUUGUGUUUAUCUGGUUGAAGAUCUUGCACGCGGAAAGUCCAUCCAUGUUUUGGUGAUCAAAACUGGGUCCGAUGAUGAUUUAACUCUUACAAAUGCUCUUAUAAGUAUGUAUACAAACUGUGGUGAUAUUUAUGCUGGUCACCAACUUUUCAAUAGGUUGUCCUUCAAAAGCAUUGUCUCUUGGAAUGCUUUGAUGACAGGAUAUCGUAAGCAAAACUUAUUCAGGGAGGUCAUGGUCCUGUUUGAUCAAAUGAAGAUAAAUGGUCAGAAGCCAAAUUCUGUUACCAUGCUGAAUGUAUUACCCUCUUGCGAGAGCAAGUUACAGGGCAAGUCUCUGCAUGCAUAUGCUCUUAGAAAUUUCUGUGUGUUGGAGCCAGUAGUUCUUACAUCAACAAUGUGCAUGUAUGCUAGAUUUGAUAAUGUAAACUAUUGUGAGAUACUGUUAGAGAUGGUAGACAAAGGAAAUGUGGUAGCAUGGAAUGCUCUGAUGUCUGUCUAUAUUCAAAGCAAACAUGUAGAAGAAGCAGUAAAUUCCUUCCAGGAAAUGCUUCAAACAGGAAUAGAGCCCGACUCUGUGACAAUGCUAACAUUGAUCUUGGCUUGCUCACAAUUAGAAAGUCUAGAUUUAGCACAAUGUGUGAUGGGUUUCACUAUUCGCAAGGGCUUUGAGAAGAACACAUCUGUGAGCAACUCUCUUAUAGACAUGUUCGUGAGGUGUGGGAGCAUAUCUACUGCAAGAGAACUGUUUGAUGGCUUGAAAGAAAAGGAUCCGAUCACUUGGAGUGUGAUGAUAAAUGGAUAUGGAACACAUGGCAAUGGUGCAGCCGCCCUUCGUCUCUUCUCCGAGAUGAAAGAAGCUGGGGUGGAGCCAGAUGAUAUUACUUUCAUUAGUAUUUUGUCAGCUUGCAGUCAUGCUGGUUUAGUUGAGCAAGGACGGAUGUUGUUUGAAUCGAUGUUGGAGGAGUAUUCUAUAGCACCGAGGAUGGAGCAUUAUGCCUGCAUGGUGGACCUCUUUGGCCGCACAGGACGCUUGGUUGAGGCAUAUGAUCUUGUCGAAAAGCUACCUUUCAAGCCUUCUCCUAGUUUGCUGGAGUCUAUGCUGGGAGCCUGUCGAUGUCAUGGCAAUGCUGAAAUUGGAGAAGCUAUUGGGAAGUUGCUCAUUGAGUUCAGCCCCCAUAGUCCAAGCUCAUAUGUGAUGCUCUCCAACAUCUAUGCAGCAGCUGGAAGAUGGGGUGAUUAUGGGAGAUUAAGGUGGGAAAUGGAAAUGAGGGGAUUGAGAAAAGAUCCUGGAAUUAGUCUAAUUGAGGUAAAAUAGCAGGCUGAUUGUUCUCCUUAUGAUCAAGCUACUUAGACUCUCCGUACCUCCCUCCAAGGUAGCAAAUGUAAGCUGGAUAGAAACGUUAGUUAUUUAUUGAUUCUUGACACCAACAGAUUGGGAAUUUUAAUAAGAAAUUCGUUAGCUAAAGAUUAUGUUGUUAUACUAUGCUCUUGUUGCAU
Elaeis guineensis (African oil palm) is the source of this 3185-nucleotide messenger RNA. RefSeq names its product pentatricopeptide repeat-containing protein At5g39350. Gene Ontology annotation, biological process: RNA modification. Gene Ontology annotation, molecular function: protein binding; RNA binding. NCBI's taxonomy places the organism in Eukaryota, Viridiplantae, Streptophyta, Magnoliopsida, Arecales, Arecaceae. The record is from RefSeq and is a predicted model, not a curated record.